AUGUUCAAGGAUGGCAAGGAUCCUAGCCUCAGCGACCUGCUCAUUGCUCUUGAGGCUGUCUUACGCUACUUCAGCAGUGUUCACAUCACGAUUGACGCUGUUGACGAAAGCAGUCCCCGAGAAGAGCUUCUCAAGGUCUUGCGAGAUCUCGCCACCGACUUGAGAUUCUCAAACAUCCGGCUCUUAGUGACAAGUCGCGAAUACCUAGACAUCGAAAAAGUCAUGGAAGAGGUUUCGACGGAAAUUUCUAUGAGAAACGAGUACCUCGAUGCUGAUAUUCGUCUGUAUACUGAAUCUCGACUCGCUACCAACGACAAGUUGAAGGACUGGACAGAAGAUGUACGCCAAGAGGCUCUAGAGGCCUUGUGUAUUGGCGCAAAAGGAAUGUUUCGUUGGAUCGUGUGCCAGCUCGAUUCUUUGCGACGAAUCAAAGGGAGCAAGGCAGCUAUCAUGAACGAACUGAGAAAUCUUCCAAAAACCCUCGAUGAAGCAUACGACAAAAUUCUCGAGGCCAUACCCGAAGAAGAUCUUCAAAUUGUGGUUUCGGCCCUUGAUUGGAUCUGCUUCAACAACAAAGUUUUUGGGCGUAAAUGGAUCGACUCCAACGUAUUGAUAGAGGCAAUCCAAAAAGACUUGUCACGGCAAAGCCGGUGUGCAAAAGACUACCGCUACGAUGUCGACUUUCUUCGCGAAUUAUGCGGCUGUCUCAUAACUGUCACGGCAGAUGUCGAAUUUGACUUUUGUGGCGGAUUAGAAAUCUCAUUCUCGCAUUACACUGUCAUGGAAUAUUUGGCCACGUCGAUCCGUUUUAGUCCUGAAUGCUGUUUUCGCCUUGACAAGUCCACAGCCCUAAGCGAACGAGCAAGCAUUAUUUCCUCGGAAGCAUUUCAGUACAAGAUCGGCGAGACAAGGACUCUUGAGAACCAUCGAACUUCUCCGACCCUCACAUGGCAGUUCGACUUUGGAACGUAUUGCAGUCUGGCAGUCAUGAAAAUGAUUCGUGAUUGUGAAGACGUUCUCCUACAGAAUGAGGAACUUGCUAUCAUGCUUACGACUUCACACCACUCAAGAACACAUCCUUUUGACACGAUUCAUAAUAUGAAACUCUCAGAAGACGGGGAACCAGUCGUGGAAAUAUUCCUUGGUUGGGACUUGGAUAUAGUAUUCUAUGCACCACCGCAGCCUGAGGUUCGCAUUUUGAUCGGCUUCUUGUACCUGCAAGCUUUCAAGCUAGCGGACUCCAUGCUACGCAAAGAGGGUUGUGCAGGGAAUCUCUUGCAGACUAUAGUACACAUGGGUUACCGAUUUGAUUUUGAGGAGUCGAUACAAAAUUUCCAUCUUCCUCUUAUGAGUUUUCUUGCGGCCACUGGUUCGGAUAGCUUCAUGGGUGAAGCAUUGCACCACCUCUUAACGAACUGGCACGAAGCUAUCGACUUUCGCUGUCUUCUCCUGGACUUCGUUGCUUUACAUGGCCAUGAGGAGUAUAGAGAAUACCGCUCAUCCGCGCUUCCAGCCUGCAUUGAGAUGUGCAGACUUGAGGAACUGCUAGAUCUGGGUGCGGAAACAGAUGCACCAGACUUUGUAGUCACGCCACUGCAAGUCGCCGUCGCUUGUUUGGAUCAGGACGGAGUGGAAAUUCUGCUCGAGGGCGGAGCGAAUCCAGACGCUAGAGGGAAUCCAGCUGCAAUGAAUCGGCCAGAGCAUACUAUAUUACGUGCGUGCGAUUAUCUCAGUGGUAUGACCCCACUCCAAAUAUGUCGAUAUAAGACCCAAAAGCCAUGUCUAAAGGCUUUACUCGACUGUGGAGGAAUUUUCAAGGGAUUCGUCAACGACCGCCUGGAAAACAUCGAGGAGAUCUCGGGCCGAAUCGAGGCUAUGCUACUCAAAUACGGUGCUACAUAA
Molecule: messenger RNA, 1902 nt
Organism: Colletotrichum costaricense
Lineage: Eukaryota; Fungi; Ascomycota; Sordariomycetes; Glomerellales; Glomerellaceae
Exons: 2
Coding region: 1-1902 (633 amino acids)
Source: RefSeq, a predicted model, not a curated record